This is a messenger RNA of Aspergillus terreus NIH2624, 1326 nucleotides long. Its product is annotated as AP-2 complex subunit mu. The record is from RefSeq and is a predicted model, not a curated record. The coding region runs from base 1 to 1326 and encodes 441 amino acids. The transcript has 2 exons. Gene Ontology annotation, cellular component: AP-2 adaptor complex; cytoplasmic vesicle. Gene Ontology annotation, molecular function: clathrin-cargo adaptor activity. Gene Ontology annotation, biological process: intracellular protein transport; clathrin-dependent endocytosis. NCBI's taxonomy places the organism in Eukaryota, Fungi, Ascomycota, Eurotiomycetes, Eurotiales, Aspergillaceae.
AUGCUCUCUGGCAUUCUCAUCUUCAAUCAGAAAGGCGAGAAUCUCAUCUUCCGCGCCUUCCGCAAUGACUGUCGUCCGCGUCUCGCGGACAUCUUUCGCAUCCAGGUCAUCUCCAACCCGCAGGUCCGGUCGCCGAUCUUGACGCUGGGGUCGACGACAUUCAGCCAUGUGAAGCACGAAAAUAUCUAUCUGGUGGCCGUGACGAAGAGUAACGCCAACGCCGCCCUAGUGUUUGAGUUCCUGUACCGGCUGGUGAUGCUGGGGAAAAGCUACUUUGGGAAGCUCGACGAGGAAGCGGUGAAGAACAAUUUUGUUCUCAUCUACGAACUACUAGAUGAAAUCCUGGAUUUCGGAUACCCCCAGAACACCGAGACGGACACGCUGAAGAUGUACAUCACGACGGAGGGCGUCAAAUCGGCCAUCGCCAACUCACCGACCGACUCGAGCCGCAUCACGAUGCAAGCGACGGGCGCGCUGUCGUGGCGGCGAUCCGACAUCAAGUACCGCAAGAACGAGGCGUUUGUGGACGUGAUCGAGGACGUCAACCUGCUGAUGUCGGCGACGGGUACGGUGCUCCGGGCGGACGUCAACGGGCAGAUCGUCAUGCGGGCGUACCUGUCGGGCACGCCGGAGUGCAAGUUCGGGCUGAACGACCGGCUGCUGCUCGACAGCGACGGGCGGGGGCCGACGGGGGCGGAGCCGGGCAACCGCGACGGGACGAUGAAGGCGACGCGCGCGGCGGCCGGGUCGGUGACGCUGGAGGACUGCCAGUUCCACCAGUGCGUGAAGCUGGGGCGGUUCGACGCGGACCGGAUCAUCUCGUUUGUGCCGCCGGACGGGGAGUUCGAGCUAAUGCGGUACCGGGCCACGGAGAACGUCAACCUCCCCUUCAAGGUGCACCCGAUCGUGCGCGAGGUCGGAACCACGCGCGUCGAGUACAGCGUCGCCAUCAAGGCCAACUACAGCUCCAAGCUGUUCGCCACCAACGUCGUCAUCCGCAUCCCCACCCCGCUCAACACUGCCAAAACCACCGAGCGCACCAGCCAGGGCCGUGCCAAGUACGAGCCCGAGCACAACAACAUCGUCUGGAAGAUCGCCCGCUUCUCCGGCGGCAGCGAGUACGUCCUCACCGCGGAGGCCACCCUCACCAGCAUGACCCACCAGAAGGCCUGGAGCCGCCCGCCCCUGAGCCUAUCCUUCAGUCUGCUCAUGUUCACCAGCAGCGGCCUGCUAGUGCGCUACCUCAAGGUGUUUGAGAAGAGCAACUACAGCAGCGUCAAGUGGGUGCGGUAUAUGACCCGCGCGGGGAGUUAUGAGAUUCGGUAA